Camellia sinensis is the source of this 1215-nucleotide messenger RNA. Its product is annotated as disease resistance protein RPM1-like. Lineage: Eukaryota; Viridiplantae; Streptophyta; Magnoliopsida; Ericales; Theaceae. Gene Ontology annotation, molecular function: ADP binding. Gene Ontology annotation, biological process: defense response to other organism. The record is from RefSeq and is a predicted model, not a curated record.
AUGGCUGAGAGUGCUGUGAUCCAUCUACUAGCCAACUUCGCACCCUUCCUCCAACAAGAGGCCAAUUUGUUGACCGGAGUUCGAGAUGAAAUCGAAUACAUCAGGGAUGAAUUCGAGCGCAUGACGGCUUUCCUCAGAGUUGCCGAUGCUAUGGAAGAGAACGAUCCCGAACUCAAAGUAUGGGUCAAGCAAGUCCGAGAAGCUGCGUACGACAUUGGAGAUGUUCUCGAGUUGUUCAUGCUUCGCCUCGGACAUCGUCAUGGCGCUGGGUUUCGCGGUUUUCUUCGUAAGGUUUCUUGCUGUAUUAAGACUUUAAUAGCUCGUCACCAAAUUGGUUCUGAAGUUCAAAGAAUGAAGUCCAGAGUCGACGAUAUUUCCAAGGGACAUCAGAGGUACCAUGACAGAUAUGGUACGUUAGAGCAAGGCUCAAGCUCAAGGGCCACUGGUUUUAACAGAGCAUGGCAUGAUUGUCGCAGCGAUGCCCUUCUACUCGAUGAAUCUGAGCUUGUGGGCAUCGAUGAACCCAAAUCGGUACUGAUUUGGUGGUUGGUGCAUGAAGACCCCGGACUCAAGGUGCUCUCCGUAUCAGGAAUGGGCGGAUUGGGCAAAACAACAAUGGUUAAAAAGGUGUUUGAUGAUGCAGUUGUGAAGAAUCAUUUCCAGAGCCAUGUUUGGAUCACUGUUUCUGAAUCCUUCAAGAUUGAGGUGCUCCUCAAAGGCAUCAUCAAACAACUUUUUGAAGAAAUCAAGCAACCAGUCCCACAAGGGAUGGACAACAUGGAUACCAACAGCUUAAAAGGGAUAAUUAAUGCUUUCCUGCAACAGAAGAGGUAUGUGCUUGUUUUCGAUGAUUUAUGGGAUAUUCAAGCGUGGCAAUCUUUUAGACAUGUGUUUCCUAGAGGCAAUUGUGGCAGUCGAGUAGUGCUCACAACCAGAAAUGCAGAUUUAGCUUCUUUCGCUAGUACAGAAUAUCAUGGCGAUGUCCAUAAUCUUCAGCCCUUGACUCUCGAAGAGUCCUGGACAUUGUUUUGCAGGAAAACAUUUAUGGAGAAUUCUUGUCCUUCACAUUUGGAAGGACUUUCAAGAGCCAUCUUGAAUAGAUGCGAGGGAUUGCCGCUUGCAAUUGUGGCAAUUAGUGGUCUUUUAUCAACGAAGGAUAAGAGCAGUGUGAAUGAGUGGGAUAAGAUCUACCACAGCCUUGGUGCAGAACUAUAA